Carassius gibelio (silver crucian carp) is the source of this 3269-nucleotide messenger RNA. RefSeq names its product cyclin D2, b (gene ccnd2b). NCBI's taxonomy places the organism in Eukaryota, Metazoa, Chordata, Actinopteri, Cypriniformes, Cyprinidae. Gene Ontology annotation, biological process: positive regulation of G1/S transition of mitotic cell cycle; mitotic cell cycle phase transition; regulation of cyclin-dependent protein serine/threonine kinase activity. Gene Ontology annotation, molecular function: cyclin-dependent protein serine/threonine kinase regulator activity. Gene Ontology annotation, cellular component: nucleus; cyclin-dependent protein kinase holoenzyme complex; cytoplasm. The transcript has 5 exons. Bases 240 to 1127 code for a protein of 295 amino acids. The record is from RefSeq and is a predicted model, not a curated record.
UGCCUUUUGGGUGGUCAUACAGUCAGAAGUGACGUUCUGCUUCAUCUGUGUCUGUAGUUCAGAAGGAAAGACUCAUGGCACGGAUUGCAGCCUCCGUGAUGUAAAAAGUGCAAGUUCUAACAGUGCAAACGUGUUCUAUUGAUGCCUAAGACAACAACACUUUCGUCCUUUUAUAGACACAGCCACAUGCAGCUGGCACUGUGAGGUGGUUAGUUAGCAUCACUGAGAAAAGCCCAAACAUGGAACUUUUUUGCUUGGAAAAGGACGCAAUCGUGCGAGCUCAGAGAGAUCCCAACAUCUUUUGCGAUGAAAGAGUAUUGCAAAGUCUUUUAACAGUGGAGGACAGAUAUGUUCCCCAGGGACCCUAUUUUAAAUGUGUCCAGAAGGAUAUUCAGCCUUUUAUGAGGCGGAUGGUCGCGACGUGGAUGUUAGAGGUUUGUGAAGAGGAGAAAUGUGAAGAGGAUGUCUUUCCCUUGGCUAUGAACUACCUGGACAGAUUUUUAGCUGCGGUUCCUACAAGAAAAUGUUAUCUGCAGCUUUUAGGGUCCGUGUGUCUCUUCCUGGCUUCAAAAUUAAAAGCAUGCCAACCACUGUCGGCCAGGAAGCUCUGCAUAUACACAGACAACUCCAUUACAUCUCAACAACUGCUGGAGUGGGAGUUGGUGGUUCUUAGUAAAUUGAAAUGGAACCUGGCGGCCAUCACCCCACUUGACUUUAUCGAACACAUCCUGCACAAACUGCCCUUUCCUGAAGACAGACUGACGCUGAUCCGCAAACACGCGCAAACCUUCAUCGCCCUCUGUGCAACAGAUCACAGCUUCACCAUGUACCCUCCCUCCAUGAUUGCUACAGGAUGUGUGGGGGCAGCAGUAUGUGGCCUGCAGCCUGACCAGAGCAACCAAAAUCUGUGGGGGGACAGUCUGACAGAGCUGCUGGCUAAAGUCACCCACACUGAGGUGGACUGUCUGAAGUCGUGUCAAGAGCAGAUCGAGCAGUUACUGACCAACAGCCUGAAAGAAAGUCAACAACAGCAUCAACAGCUACAGGAGGGAAGAGCCAGCAACAAAGGGACGCAAUCUCAAAACCUGUCCUGCACCCCUACAGAUGUCCGUGAUGUCAACUUAUGAUGUCGGUUCCUGUUCCCAUCCACCUCCUCAGCCUAGAAAAGAAUCAGUUAUUAUUGUUACUGUAUUUAAGUUUAGUUUCAAAGUCACAUUAGAUGGUCGUAUGCGCAUAACACAAGAACACAAGCUUGAUGUUUUAUAACGGAGCGUAACAGCUGCUGCUGCCGUCUCAUAUCCGCAGGCGGUGGUGUUUUACAUACUUGAAUUUAAUUGAAUUGGCCUCAAACCAUGAUUUAAUAAUGCAGUAUAUUGUAUAUCACUUAACAAAGACCAUACAUCUGUCUUGGCUAUCAAAUACAACUGUUUUAUAAUUAUUAUUAUAAUUUAUGUGGUUAUUUAAUAAUUAUAAUAAUACUACUACAAUAAUAUGAUGCUUUUCAUCUUACACAAAUGUAUUUGCUUAGUAAUUCCCAGAGGCCAUUUUUUAUAUAAUAUAGGAUACAUGUGAUCCCAUGGAAAUGCUACUUUACUGACUGGAUAGAAACAUCCAUCAGACCUUUCAGUGGGAUCUGCUUGCUUAUCACAGAGAUAUUAAUACAAAGAUCUGAUGAGUUACUUCUCAGGUAUAAGUAACUCUUAUUAUUGGGAUUAUUUACAGUGAAUGUUAUUGCAUGAAAUAAGCAUAUAUGAAUAUUUUAAAUGGUUUCUAUCCAUGCAUGGUGAUCGUCACAGCUUCAUGAGCUUGCAGGACAGUUUCAGAUGGACACUAAGCAUGUAGCAAAGCUGGAAUAAAGGUGAGGUAGGGAAGGAAGGAAAGAGGUGAAUCAAAGAAUACAGAUUGAAAGAUUUUGCACGUGAUUGAUAUAUGAACGCUUUUAGACAGGUGGUUACUGGAACGCUCUAUAAUGUUUGUAAUGAAUGAGCGUGAUGCUGUUUGCUCAUUUGUUUUAUUUGAACACCACUUAUGGGUCAGGGACACUCGUAAUGCUGGAGGGAUUGAAUCUUUGGGGAGUCUUGAAAUCCUUCUUAGCAAAGACAUGAUACAAAGGCACUUUCACAUAUCACCUCUCGCUGGUUAGCCAUGGUAUGGAGGGAAUACCAAUCAUUUCUAAGGUUUUUUUUUCUUUUGCAUUGUUUUUCUUAAGUUAUUUUUGUUUUGGGGCUGGUUUCCCAUAUUAGGUGUGCUUGCGGGUUAAAGUUUUAAAUUAAGACCAAUAAAUUUAGACCAAUCUACACUGAUCUAACAGUCAGCUGCCAAUAGAAAUGGUGAGGUUUGACAUGCCAAGAUUGGUUGCGUUUUACUUUAGUUGUGUGGAAUUCAUGUCAGCAUAGAUAGGACAUCAUCAAAUUUAAUUAACUCACUUUAUUUUAGUAGUCGAUUUUAUUUUAUUUUAUUUUCUCAAAAUAUCGGUCAUCUACUUGAACUUUUCUCAUAGUUAGGAAAAAGAUAUUUUGAAACAUUAUGCCAUUUUCUUUUCUCUUUCUUCCUUAGUUCUUGCACUUUUGAAAAUUUAUUGAGUUUUAGUUAUCGUUAUAUCAGUGGACCUAAUAGUAACUUGGUAGGUGUGAGAUGUUUGAGACGUUUACUUCAAAUAUAUUACAUGUGGUGCUGACACAAAUGUGCCAUUCCAACACAUCUAUGCAAAUAAACUCCAUGUUAUGAGUGUUUUUUUAAAAACAAUUUUAAUUUUCAAUGUUCAGACAUUUUCACACAUUUAAGUUUUGAGUGAGUUUGUGUGUUAUAUUAUAUCCUUAAGUUCAUUUUAUGUUCUUCACAUUCUUUUAUUUCUGUAUAAAUGUUUGAAUUUGUGUUCCAGUGCUGCUAAAAGAAAAAGAAAAAUGAAAAAAGAGCUAAUGCAUAUCUUAAUUUCAGUUUACAUGUUGCUGCUAUAUCAGAAUUAUUGAACGUGUUUUCAUGGUGGCUGCAUUUCUGUUUUCUGUUUGCAUUUACACUCAAUUAUUUUCACGCAUGAAGUGCCUUGGCGGUUACUGGCAGAUAUUUGCAUGAAGUCUUGCCUCAUUUGUGUUUAAUGUAAUCUAACUUGACUGUUGUCUGACUUCUUCUAGCUAUUAUUUUACUUUGUGAAAUGAAACGUCUUUCUUGUUUUCAAAUAUUGUUCCUGCCCACAGUCACAAUACCUCACAGUUCUUCAGUCAGAAGUUUAUAGAAGAGUAGUAGGAUUAAAAAGAGGCAUUGAAGCUACA